AGGGAAGGCGGGGCGUGUUUCCGGGCGGCACGGGAGGCUGGAGGGCUGGCCGUGCUGCCGCCGACAUGGAGACUCUGUACCGAGUCCCUUUUUUAGUGCUCGAAUGUCCCAACCUGAAGCUGAAGAAGCCGCCCUGGGUGCACAUGCCGUCGGCCAUGACGGUGUACGCCCUGGUGGUGGUGUCUUACUUCCUCAUUACCGGAGGAAUAAUCUAUGAUGUUAUUGUUGAACCUCCAAGUGUCGGCUCAAUGACUGAUGAACAUGGACAUCAGAGACCAGUAGCUUUCUUGGCUUACAGAGUGAACGGGCAGUAUAUCAUGGAAGGACUUGCGUCUAGCUUCCUGUUUACAAUGGGAGGUUUAGGUUUCAUAAUCCUGGACCGUUCCAAUGCACCAAAUAUUCCAAAACUCAAUAGGUUUCUUCUUCUCUUCAUUGGCUUUGUCUGUGUCCUGCUGAGUUUCUUCAUGGCUAGAGUAUUCAUGAGAAUGAAAUUGCCGGGCUACCUGAUGGGCUAGUGCCUUUUGAGAAGAAACCAGUGAAUCCUGGAUUGGCUCCUGUUAGUGAAACUUUUAAGGCUGAGCCACUCCCUUGUGCACUGUGGAGAAGAGUGAAGAGCAGAGUUGAACAGCGCUGAGUGACACCCUAGCAAGCAUAUGAAGGCUAGGCCUGGAAUUGAUGGUAUCAGAGACAAGUUCAUUACAGUAUUUUUCUGAUGACCUAUUCUGAUGUACCAACUAUGUUAAGUGGCAUUUUCUUCUUAGUUUUUUAUUUCCUAAAGAAAAUAGACUCCAUUUCUAAAACUUUGGUAUUGAAUAAAGUGAUUAUUUUUUACAACCCCCCUAUCAUUUUUUGGACAUGGUAUUUCUGAUUUUCAGAAAUUAAUACAAAUCGAGAGGUAUAUCGUGAGAGCCGAGAUUCUUGGACGACUGGUCAGUUCCUCCAGUGGUGCUUUGCCUUUAAACGGCGUGUGUGGUACUCUGCCGCUUCAGACACAUAUGGGAGACUUUCCUGGACAAUAUGAUGUAUGAAAGGAGCAGAAAUAAAUGAUUUUUCUAAUUAACAUUUUA
Messenger RNA from Chionomys nivalis (European snow vole), 1067 nucleotides. RefSeq names its product oligosaccharyltransferase complex non-catalytic subunit (gene Ostc). The record is from RefSeq and is a predicted model, not a curated record. Gene Ontology annotation, cellular component: oligosaccharyltransferase complex. Lineage: Eukaryota; Metazoa; Chordata; Mammalia; Rodentia; Cricetidae. The coding region runs from base 66 to 515 and encodes 149 amino acids. The transcript has 4 exons.